UAUCGAAUUGAUUUUAAUCUUGUAGUUAACUCGAGUAAACUGUUAGAUGAUUCCAGGACUGGGGAAGUUGCAGAGUAAACUGCAAAAUAAAUCGAGAAUAGCGUCCACUCCUUCACCUCGAUUUGUAGGUAAUAACAGUAAAUCAGAACGUCAACGUAAUAAAGAUGAAAUAUUAAAAAGAUUUCAAGAACAAACUCCUAUUGAUUCUGAAGAAGAUAUAUUUGGAAAUAAUGGGGGAACAGAUUUUACUAUUUCUGAAGAAUUAGAUAAUUUUCAUAUAAAUGUUAAUCAAUUAUCAAUUCCAAAUAAGAAAAGAAUAUCACCAUCAAGUAAUUCAGAUUCAAUGUCAAUAUCUUCACCUAAAGUUUCUAUUAUAUCUCCUGCUGCUAGAAGUGGUCUAGCUGUUAGUGGUCUUGGAAAUGUUGGAGGAUCUAGAAAAAUAACUAAAGAAGAUAUUGGUAUUUAUAGUGAAGGAGAUGAUACUGAUAUUACAUCUCAAUUAGAUGAUGAUGAAUUUGAAGAUGUUGAUAAUAUAUUUGGAGCAGAUGAAAGUGGAAUAUAUAAUAAAAUCAAUAAGAAAUUAAUAUCUAAACAGUUAAAAUUACAACAAGAAUCAGAUUUUGAAGAACGGGAAUUAAUGAAUAAGAGACAGAUUCAACAAACAACAAAUUAUUCUGAUCCUAAUGGAACUUUGAGAAUAAAAGAUUUUCAAACUCUUAAUCAGAAUUAUAAUAAUACCUUAACAGAUCAUAAUUUAAAUCUCUUAGAUCAAUUAGAUAAUGAAAGAACUAUUAAUUAUGAUUUUAUAAGAGAUGAUAAUGAUAAUUUUGAAGAUGGAUUUGAUAAUAUUGAUUUAGAUACUAAAAUAGUUUCAAAUAAUAAAAUAAUUGGUCAAUCAAUUAUACGGAAUAAAGCUUCUAUGCCUGCUAUAAAUAAAAAACUGAUUCAAUCAAUUCGAAAAUUUCAAUCUAGUGCUGAUUUCCGUUCUACUAGUGAAGCAGGACAAAGUAAAGGAUUCAAUCAUGAUAAUAAAGUGAUAAGAAAAUUAGAUCGAAUACCUUCAUUUUAUAAUUCAAGAACUAUAUCUGAAGAAAAUAAUCAAAAACAAAUUUUACUUAAUAAGUAUAAAGAACAACGUUUAUUAGAAAAGGAAAGUAGAAGACAGCAGAGACAAAAUCAAAAUCAAAAUAAUCAAGAAAUACAUAGACAUCGUAUGGGAACUAUAAAGAAUAUGAAUACCAAUACAAUUGUUCCUCAUCCAACAACCACAUCUAAAGGUAGUAAAAUGAUAUAUAAUUCUGGUGAAAGACGAUGGGAAGGUAAUGAAGUAGAUCUAUUAAGAUUUGAAAUAUUACAUAAACCUUCAUUAAUUACUUUAAAUGAAAUUAAACUUGAUAAUCAUAUUACUUCAGAAGUUAAUGGAGAAAAAUCAAAUAAAAAUCCCAAUAUGGUUUAUGAUAAAACAAAUCUUAAAUGGGUUAAUUUAGAAGAUGAUAAUGAAAGUAUAUUUAACGAUAUUGAUGAUUUAAAUGAAAAUAAAAUUAAUAAUUAUAAUACAAUUCAUAGUACUAGUAAUUAUAAUAUUUUUAGAGAUUCAGUAGGAUAUAAACUUGGAUCACCUCCGAAAAUUCCAAAAUCAUUUAGUUCUCAAAGUAUAAAAUCACCAACUCUGAAAAGAGGAAUAAGUCAAUUUACUCAAAGAACUAUAUCUACAUUAACAUCAAAUACUACUGAUAGUGAAGAUGAAGGUGAUACAGAAAUUGCUAAUGCAGAUUAUUAUGAAUUUAAUAUUUCAAAUAAAUUAUUCGAAAAAUUUCAAAAGGAAGAAAUUAAAAUCUUGAAAAAAACUCUGAAUUGGUUUAAUCACCAAGAGAGUUAUAAUUUCACAGAACCAAAUAAUCCUGUCUCCAAUGAAUAUUAUUGGGAGAUUCGAAAAUUGGUUAUUGAUAACGAAUAGAUAUGUAUAACAAAAAAAAUUUUAUGAUUAUAUGACAACAAAUAUAUUUAAAUACCCUUAGAUGUAAUAAUAAAGAAUGCAAAAUAUUUAUUGUAGCAACCAAACCAAAAAUAGCGGAAUUAAGUGUGUGUGAAAAUUGCCAAUAAAUUUUAAACCAAUAAGGGUAAUAAUACAGUACACAAAAGAAGUUCAAAUAGCAACUAUAAUUAAUCUCUGGAUUGUUCUUGUUAUAAUUCUUCUCAGGUACAGUACAGUGCGCAGCAGCGCCUUCAUGCUUUAUAGGUUAGGUUAUUGUUCAGAGUAUGUAAGUUUACGUUAUGUUUAUCGGAUUAGUAGACGUUUCAGGUAGUUAGUUAAAGUAUGUACAAUGAAACAAUGAAAUAGUUUAAAAGUAUAUUGUACAUUAACAGUAAAGUUUCUCUAUAUAUAUAUAUAUAUAGUUAU
Scheffersomyces amazonensis is the source of this 2401-nucleotide messenger RNA. It is a transcript of the gene BFA1, whose product is annotated as Bfa1p. Gene Ontology annotation, biological process: mitotic spindle orientation checkpoint signaling; regulation of Ras protein signal transduction. NCBI's taxonomy places the organism in Eukaryota, Fungi, Ascomycota, Pichiomycetes, Serinales, Debaryomycetaceae. Gene Ontology annotation, cellular component: SIN/MEN two-component GAP complex; mitotic spindle pole body. Bases 47 to 1957 code for a protein of 636 amino acids. The record is from RefSeq and is a predicted model, not a curated record. Gene Ontology annotation, molecular function: GTPase activator activity. The transcript has a single exon.